AGUCUACGCACGGCGUGGACGGGCCUGCAUCGUGGCGUUUAACGCUCGAUCAGGAUCUUAUUGACACGCUCAAGGGCAGUUUCCCCAGUUGGUUUCAGCAGACGUCGACAGGUGCCAUUGGCACAACAACGGUUGUCGGUAACAGCAGCGGUAGCUGCAGUAGUGCCGCCACCAAACUUUUGACCACUACAGCCAAUCACAUAAAUCGCACGAAGACAUAUAACUACAACAACAAUACCAUUACCAUCAACAGCAAUUAUCGGCGUAACCAUCACAGCUAUCACUAUCCGAGUAUCCUCAACAAUACCAAUAAGAAUAACACCAGCAACAACCACGUGAAUAAAAUUAUCAACGGCAAUAACAUCAACGGUCUUACCAUCACCACGACUACCGCCACAUCGAACGCCAACCGCAACAACAUCACACCCAGCGGCAGCAUAAAUCUGCUGAAUAAUACAAUUUGUGUGACCCCCAUAACGAUUGAUACGAGCGGCGGUUAUUUGCAUACCUCGUCGUCAUCCACGGGUCAUCAUAAUUUUCUUAGCAACCAAAAUACACUCCAUUUGCAUCAGUUGAACGGGACCAGUCUGCUAGCCAACGCCUGUUCUUCCCUGUCAUCUUCGUCAGCAUCGCCAGCAUCAAGUGUGACCUCUAACUGUUCGGGUAAUUCACAUUCAACGAUCUCAUCGAAAAAUUCCCAAAGCUCCACAAGCCACCAACGCCAACAACAGCAGCAACAAGUAGUAGUGGUGGGAGGAAAUAACGCAGGAGUAGUAGUAGCAGCAACAAACAACGUUAGUGGUGGUGUUAGUCAAACUAUUUCCAACUCUAAGCCACCAAUUUUGAUAAACAAAUCCAACCAUUCAUCAUCAUCUUCCAGUUCAUCGUCGUCUUCGUCGUCGUCCUCAUCGUCAUCCUCUUCGUCCUGCUCGUCGUCAUCCUCCACGUCCUGCUCAUCUUUGUCUUCGUCAGCAGCCAGCAAAUCGAAGGCAUCGGUCUCCACCACAGUCUCAACGAAAAAAUCCUCAAAUCCUCCAAUAAAGACACCGAAAAUCUCCAACAACACCUCCACACUUGCCAAAUCGUUGCCAAGCGCCAGCAUAACCGUGACAACAACAACAGCAGCAGGUGCAACCGUCAAUAGUGUCACUCUGAAACCCAUAACCACAGUAUCGACACCGACACCAACACCUGUGGCACCACCCCUACCCGCCCACAUACCCAGCGCUGUGGGAGCGACAACAAUUACCCGUGUAAUUCCAAAAUCACCAUCAUUGCAUAGCCUCAGUGGUGGUUCGUUACUUGCAACAUUCUCAUCACCCGGUUCGGCAACAACGUUCGAACUUAUAUCGGAUUCUUCGUGCAACGGCCUAUUGAACGCCACCCAUCUCAGUGGCAAGGCAGCCUUUGAGCAGACAUUUCAAGACGUCAUAUUAUUACAGGAAGCCUACGACGAUAUGUCAGAGGGCGAACAACGUUUAAAUGCAUCAUUUCUGGGAGGAGGCAUCAGCAGCAGUGAUGACGCCACAAAUUCCGAUUUUUAUGAUCCACGGCAAUCGCCGCCCAAGGCAAUUGUCGAUUCCAGUCCCCUGCAGCCACAAAUGGAUAAAAACAAAGAAUCACUCAAAGUGAAAUUGAUGGUGCGAAGACCCCACUCCCAGCUGGUGGAACAAGGCAUCAUACCACGUAAGUACCAACCAAAAAAAAAAACAAAUAAAAAUAAAAGCUUUAUGAUAAUUGUUGGAAAUUAA
Molecule: messenger RNA, 1751 nt
Organism: Musca domestica (house fly)
Lineage: Eukaryota; Metazoa; Arthropoda; Insecta; Diptera; Muscidae
Exons: 3
Source: RefSeq, a predicted model, not a curated record